AUGGAUAACCGUUCUUCAGGAAAGGCGCUUGAAAUAACUGUUCAAAACAAAGAUGUUCAACUGGCCGAAUUAAAUCAAAAGUAUACACAAGUCAAAGAAGACUUUAAAUACAAUUUAAAAUUAAUUGAUGAUCGAGAUAAAGAACUUUUAACAUUUGACAAUCGUUUAAAAGAAUUCAAAAAACAAUUAAAUAAUAAAGAUGGCGAAAUAUCAGAAUUAAAAAUAAUCAAUGAUCAAUUACGUUCUGUUGCACAACAAAUCGAAUUACAGAUAGAAGAAGAAAAAAAACAUUUUAUUCAACGUUUAAAUCGAAAAGAAAAAGAUGUCGACAUUUAUAAACGUCAAUGUGAUGAUGCUCUAAAUGAUGAACGUCAACAAAUUGAACAAGAAAGACGUGCUGUAAAUAGAAAAUUAUCAGAAUUAGAAGCAGAAUUAGAUCGUCAACGACGUGAGUUAUCGAGUGAUUUUGAAACACAUACAAGAAAAUCAGAAUAUGAAUGGAAAAAAAAAUUUGAUGAUUUACAGAAUGAACAACUAGCAAGUGAAUUAAAAGUAAAGUAG
This is a messenger RNA of Didymodactylos carnosus, 561 nucleotides long. Lineage: Eukaryota; Metazoa; Rotifera; Eurotatoria; Philodinida; Philodinidae. The record is from the annotation of a GenBank genome assembly.